Ctenopharyngodon idella (grass carp) is the source of this 3058-nucleotide messenger RNA. Its product is annotated as B-cell receptor CD22-like. The coding region runs from base 1417 to 2634 and encodes 405 amino acids. The transcript is spliced from 11 exons. The record is from RefSeq and is a predicted model, not a curated record. NCBI's taxonomy places the organism in Eukaryota, Metazoa, Chordata, Actinopteri, Cypriniformes, Xenocyprididae.
UCCUAAAAAAAAAAAAAAAAAAAAAAAAAGAGGAAGUUGUUUUAACAUUAUCACAUAUCAGAUUAACAUAUCAAGUACAAAUGUCUUUAGAGAACCUGUCAUGAUCACAUUUAUGAAAAUUCAGUACAUUUAUGAAAAUUCAUGUAAAAAAUUACAUUUUUCAAUAUAUUUCAAUAUAUAAGAUUUUAAAUGGUAAUACAUUUUACAAUAUCACUGUUUUUACUGUAUUUUUGAUCAAAUAAAUGUAGCUUUGGUGAGACUUUACAAAUAUCUUGCCAACCUCAAAAUUAUUAUAUGUAUUUUAUAAAGGGGUGGAAUGUAACCUGGACAAUAAUGGGUAAUUUCGAUGGCCCACUUUAGACAUUUUACUAACUAUAAGUAACUUUGCAACUACGUGUCAACUAACUCUCAUUAGAGUAUUAGUAGACUGUCUUUUAAUAUCCGCUAGCACUUUAUUUUGAUGCUCCCAACAGACAUUUUACUGACUAAAGUAACUUUGCAAGUACAUGUCAACUUAUUCUACUUAUUGACACCUAACCCUAACCUCACAAUCUACUAAUACUCUAACAGUGUCUAAAGUGGACCAUCGAAAUAAAGUGUAACUCAAUAAUGUAACUGACAGUUCUGCUUGAGUGUUCAGAUCAGUAGCAAUGUGUGUUAUCAGCAGCUUCUCUGAGAUGACGUCAGAGCUGUAAAGAAGUAAACCAUUAAAAUAGAAUCUAUAAAAACAAGACUAAGCACCAGAACACAGAGAUAAUAGAAACCUGUGUCUGAAGAGCUGCUGGUGAUAUCUAAACUGAAGAUUUAUGGACACUUAACGGCUCUACUUCCCAGACGCUGGUACAGUGUAACUACAUGAGUAAAUAAAACUGUAUCUGUUUCUGGGAAAUAAUGUAGGAGAUUCUGAAGAAGUCUGGGUGUUUUGGUUCCUCUAAAUGUGGUGAAGCUUACUGGAGGAGGUUCUUUAUUAAAGUCACUUGGUUGGUAUUCUCUAUACGUCAACGGUUUCUGACUCAUUGUGUAUGUGUGUGUGUGUGUGUGUGUGUUAUUUUGAGAUUUUACACUAACAACUGUGUAACAAAUGUGUUCCUUAUCUUGCAAAUCUACUAUUAACAAACCUAUAAAUUCACUUCAGAGUUUUAACCUUGAAAACCUCAUCACUGUUUGCUCGAUGUAUGUCUCAGUAUCUCCAGUACAUGUAAGAACAGAUGAAAGCGGUCUUACCUGUCCACAGGUGAAUGGUUCUCUCAGGUGUGUGGGACGAAUGUGAAGCCGCAAGCAAAUCCCGAUUCAAGACUCACUCAGGAAGAGGAAGUUAAAUCAUGUUGGUUUACCAUGAUGAGGUUCAGAGCUCCAUGUUGGCCCUGAUCUCAUUAUUUGUCAUUUGGUCACUACAUUAAGGAGCACGGUUUUGCAAUGCUGAUGUCAGUCAGAAUGACUCCUCUUAUUCUGAUCUUUCUGCUCAUGAUUCACGGAGGUUUCAGUGAUGAUGAUGAUGAUGAUGAUGAUGAUGAUGAUGAUUGGCGUGUGAGUUACAGUCCUUCACACAUCUGUGCACUAAAGGACUCAUCAGUGAUAAUGAACUGCAUUUAUAAAUACCCUCCUAAAUAUAAAAUCAAGAAAGUGUUCUGGACCAAAACACUGGCAAAAGAUAAUGGAGAGCAUCCAGAUCUGUCUGAGGACCCUGAAUACAGUCAGAGGCUUCAGUAUCUGGGAGAUGAACAGAGGAACUGCGCCAUCAGACUGAGUCAUGUGACACUGAAGGAUUCACACAUGUACUAUUUCAGAUUCACAACUGAUAAUGGUAAAUGGAUUGGUAAACCAGGAGUGACUCUUACUGUCACAGAUCUUCAGGUGGAGUCUCCUGAGAGAGUGACAGAGGGAGAUUCAGUCCGUCUGACAUGUAAAAGCAGCUGCACUCUGACUGACAGAGCAACAUUCAUCUGGUACAGAAACUCACAGCCAUUAACUGAGAGAAGAGACAGAAACAAUGAACUCCUGCUGCAGUCAGUCAGAAGAGAGGAUGCAGGCAGAUAUAGCUGUGCUGUACACGGACACAAUCACAUCUCUCCUGCUGUUGAGCUCAAUGUCACAUAUGCACCAAAGAGCGUCUCAGUGUCCAUCAGUCCAUCUGGUGAAAUAGUGUCAGGAGAUUCAGUGACUCUGAUCUGCAGCAGUGAUUCAAACCCUCCUGCAAAAAUGAGCUGGUUUAAAGGAAGAAUGUUUGUAGGAUCUGGAAGAAUCUACAGCAUCUCAAAGAUCAGCUCUGAUGACAGUGGGAAAUACAAGUGCAAGUCCAUCAAUGAACAUGGAGAGAAAUACUCUGAUGCUGUGACUUUAAACAUCACGUUACAACAUUGGAAGAUAUAUCAUAUAGCAAUUGUAGUAUCACUUUGUGGAGUUGUAGCUGCUCUCAUCAUUGUGUUACUAACCUGCUGUAUGAUCAGGAAGAAACUGCAGUCCAAGUCCUCCACAAACAAUUCUGAUAGCAUGAGUGUAAACUCUGAUCAUAAACUGAUCUCAUAUGUGUAUGAGAAUGUGAUGGCUGUUCAUCCCUGCACCAACACUCCUAAAAUGAACAUCCCUCUGUAUGAGAAUGUUACAGUUUAUGAGAAUGUUACCAGAGGACAGUAGAGAGCACACAGGAAAGCAUUGGGCAGAGAGAGGGGGUCAGGAUCGGCAAAGGACCUCGAGACAGGAAUCGAACUCGGGUCGCCGUGAACGCAUUUGCGCCAUAUGUCGGCGCGCUAACCACCAGGCUAUCGCUGCUGGAAUACAAAUGUUCUAGUAAAUACACUUUUAAUAUUUAACAUUUUGAAUUAAUUUUUUAUUAAAAUAAAAUUUAAUAAAUUAGUGGAAGUCAAAGACUUGUGGCCGGCAAAUAAUGUCGUCAUGAAAAUAUAUGGUUACCUUAUGCAUUGUGACUUGUUUGGUUAUAAUUGCACACAGUUCAUGCUAAUAGUUUAUUAGUGUUUUGUUGUUGUUUGUGUCACUGUAAACAUAUUUAUGAUCAGUGUAGGAAUACAAAUGUUCUAUUAAAUACACUUUUAACAUUGAA